AUGUCCGAGAAGGCAGCCAAACAACUCGACCACGAUCCAGAAAAGGGCGAGCCUCUUGCUCCAGUACGCACGCUUGAUCCCAGAGGAUCGAUCAUAAAUAUUGGGACUCUCAGACUCGAUCCCGCCGGCAGUGCUCUUAUUCCUCCUCCCACCAGCGACCCACUGGAUCCUCUCAACUGGUCUCAGCCCCAAAAAUACGCUUGCAUCUCGAUAGUCUGCUUCUUCUACUUCCUCUUCACCUACCAGACCACCGCACCAAUCCCGUCAUUCGCCUUAUUGCAAGAGCAAUUCCACGCCACCUACACCCAAGUGAACUGGACUUUUGCGAUCCCGUCUCUUGGUCUGGCCCUGGGACCGCUGUUCUGCUCCGCCCUCGCAGACAUCUACGGCAGAAGGAUUGUCAUCAUCGGCGGAACUUGCAUUGCGUUGGUGGCAAGUGGUUGCACCUCGAUCCAUGGGAUAAGUCUUCAUGGCUACAUGAUUGCGCGCUUCUUCCAGGGUUUCGGUGCGAGCCCUGCUGCGACGGUUGGGUUGAGCAUCAUCAAUGAUGUUUCCUUCGAGCAUGAACAAGGCUUUAGGAUUGGGCUUUGGGUUAUGGCUAUUGAUCUAGGUGGACUGUGUGGUGGUUUCAUCGGAGCUUUCAUUGCCACGAUUGAUCAAUACUGGAUCGCAUACCACGUUACGAUUCUGUUCGCAGCGCUAUUGGCAGCAGAAUGUUUGUUCCUCCCAGAGACCCUCUUUCCCCGCGCGCUAGUGCUGGCAUCAGAGGAAGGAGCUCUAGGGAACCAUAACCAAGAAGCCCUGUCCGCUGAAACCUCGAAAAUCAAAAGAACAAAGGAGCUUGGAUACUUGAGUGUUAGAAAGAUCCCUGGCGUGAUCCACCCGAAGCCGUGGGACACCAUCAUCCGCGCUACGAAGAUAUUCGCCUACCCAACCGUCGUCAUCAGCACCUUCUCGUUUGUCUUUUUUCAGUACUGGUGGAUCUGCUCCCUCCUCACGAUGGAGCCCGCAGCAUACGCAACCUACAAACUGCAAGUCCAAGGUCUCUUCUUCCUCGGCCUCAUCCUCGGGACCGUCAUCGCCGAGGUCUUCUUCUCUGGACGACUGAGCGAUUGGUUGGUAAUGUUCCUCGCGAAGCGGAACAACGGUCAAAGGACUCCUGAGAUGCGGUUGUGGAUGGGUUAUCCCGCUGCCGUGUUGUCGAGCUUGGGGUUGUUGAUUUGGGGGCUGAGUAUUGACAAAGAGUGGCAUUGGAUUACUGGGCAGAUUGCGUUCUUCUUGUAUGGCGCGGGCCUGCAGAUUGGAAAUACAGCGCUGUCGAGCUAUAUCGUCGACAGUUAUUACGAACAUGCCAUGGAUAUCAUCACCUUUUAUACGGUUAUCAUCAACCCUUCUGCCUUCGCGGAGCCGUGGUUCAUAAAUACUUGGGUUGAGUCGUCGGGUAUGUUCAUUCAGUCUUCUAAUCUUUUUCUACACACCAUGUCACUGACGCCUGGAAAUAGGAUAUACCUGGUCCUUUGCCGUGCAAGCUAUAAUCUGCACCUUCGGCGUGAUCCCAACCUAUGUCAUCCUCCAGAAGUUUGGCCCCAAGUGGCGAAAGCCAAUGACGCUUGGAAAAGCCGAGACCACAGACUCCUUAGUUGA
This is a messenger RNA of Hyaloscypha bicolor E, 1644 nucleotides long. Its product is annotated as MFS general substrate transporter. NCBI's taxonomy places the organism in Eukaryota, Fungi, Ascomycota, Leotiomycetes, Helotiales, Hyaloscyphaceae. The transcript is spliced from 7 exons. Gene Ontology annotation, molecular function: transmembrane transporter activity. The record is from RefSeq and is a predicted model, not a curated record. Bases 1 to 1644 code for a protein of 547 amino acids. Gene Ontology annotation, biological process: transmembrane transport.